AGCGCCGGAGGUGCUCCAAGGGAAAUAUGGCAAAGCUGCUGAUGUGUUCAGUUUUGGGUUGACAAUCUUGGAAACUGCUUGUAACAUAAUGGUCCCUGAUCAAGGUGACGCUUGGCAACGGCUGCGGCGUGAAGACUUCUCGCAAGUGGAUCUGAAUGAUAGUCCCGAGCUUCUCGAUCUCAUUAGACGUAUGAUGCGCACUGAUCCAUCACACCGAAUCAGUGUUCAUGCCAUCUGUCUCCACCCCAUCGUUUCUCGGGCGCGGAUGAAGAUGGAUGAGGUGUAUGAGGCAGCCAGGGCAACGGGGGCAAAUGUGUUUGCUGCAUCCCCGCUUGCGAGUGUGCCUAGUGGCUUUUUAGAAGAAAUACUGGGCCGACGAAGCGAGGAUGCUAUGGAUCUCGGGCCUUAAAUAAUACCAAAAAACUCAGCUGACUUGGGACAUUGGGUAGUGUAUAUAUGUAAUAGAUACUCUUUUUUUAUUAUUACUGCAACCUU
Molecule: messenger RNA, 495 nt
Organism: Laccaria bicolor S238N-H82
Lineage: Eukaryota; Fungi; Basidiomycota; Agaricomycetes; Agaricales; Hydnangiaceae
Exons: 3
Coding region: 89-409 (106 amino acids)
Source: RefSeq, a predicted model, not a curated record